This is a messenger RNA of Trichoderma atroviride IMI 206040, 1218 nucleotides long. RefSeq lists its product as uncharacterized. Lineage: Eukaryota; Fungi; Ascomycota; Sordariomycetes; Hypocreales; Hypocreaceae. The record is from RefSeq and is a predicted model, not a curated record. Gene Ontology annotation, molecular function: FMN binding; oxidoreductase activity.
AUGACAGUCUCCAAUCUCAAGAUCCAGGAGCCAAUCACGCUCCCAUGCGGCCUCACGCUCCCCAACCGGCUCUCCAAAGCCGCCAUGGCUGAAAACUGGGCAGACAACGAGUAUCUUCCCACCGAAAGUAUGCUCAAGGUAUAUGAGACGUGGGCAGAGGGUGGAUGGGGGUCAGUCCUUACGGGCAACGUCCAAGUUGAUGUCAGAUAUCUCGGCAGUACCUGGGAUGUGAGCCCCGAUGAGACUAUCGACAGAGAAAAGACUCUCGCUUCGUGGAAGAAAUGGGCAAAGUCGAGCUCCAAGAAUGGCACUCCGGUCAUUAUGCAAAUCAACCAUCCCGGACGACAAAGCCCUGGCGGCGCCGGCAAGAGGGGAUACUUUGAGAAGGCGAUUGCUCCCAGCCCGAUCCCGCUGCAUUUGGGAGAUGGCAUUGUCGCCAAGAUUGCCUCUGCACUCAAGUUCGGCACACCAAAAGAGAUGACGGUUGAGGAUAUUCAGCAGGUUAUUGCUCAAUUUGUUGAGACUUCCAAGCUGGCGGCCGAGGCAGGCUUCGCAGGCGUUGAGCUCCAUGCGGCUCACGGCUAUUUGCUGUCUCAGUUUUUAAAUCCUUCGUCGAACCACCGCCAGGAUGAGUUUGGCGGAUCACCCAAAGCACGAGCCAAAAUCAUUGUCGAUAUCAUCAAGGCUGUGAGAGAGGCUGUCCCCAAGAGCUUCUGCGUCGGCAUCAAGUUGAACAGCGCAGACUUUAGGAACAAGGAGCAGCUCGCGGCUUGCAUUGAGCAGCUGGAGGAAAUUACUGGCGCUGGCGUCGACUUUCUUGAGAUUAGCGGUGGUUCAUAUGAAGACCCAGAGAUGAUCCAAGGGCCAAAGUCAGCCAGCACCCUGUCCCGCGAAGCUUUCUUCCUCGACUUUGCAAAAGAGAUCCGUGGUCGAUUUAGAAACGUUCCAUUAAUGGUAACAGGCGGCUUCCGCAGCCGUGAGGCCAUGGAGAGUGCACUUCGAGAAGACGCCUGCGAUAUCGUUGGCAUUGGUCGGCCCGCCGUGCUUAACCCAUCCCUACCCAAAAAUUUGAUCUUCAACAAGGAGGUCAAGAGUGAAGAUGCAAAGGCAUAUGCCAGAAAAGCGCCGGAUUUGCUGCUUCCUAAGCUGCUAGGCAUCAAGAUUAUGGCCGGAGGAGCUGAGACGGAUUGGUAUAUGAAGCAAAUGCGAUCGAUAUAA